Messenger RNA from Coffea eugenioides, 2439 nucleotides. Its product is annotated as poly [ADP-ribose] polymerase 3. NCBI's taxonomy places the organism in Eukaryota, Viridiplantae, Streptophyta, Magnoliopsida, Gentianales, Rubiaceae. Bases 1 to 2439 code for a protein of 812 amino acids. Gene Ontology annotation, molecular function: NAD+ poly-ADP-ribosyltransferase activity; zinc ion binding. The record is from RefSeq and is a predicted model, not a curated record. The transcript has 18 exons.
AUGAAGGUUCAUGAGAAAAGAUCUCAUGCUCGUCAACCUGCUGAGGAGGAUAGAAUGGUAACAAGGAAACAGAAGGCAGAGAGCAAAGGGCACGAGGAAGGGCAGUCGCCCAAGAAGGCGAAAUCAGAGAAUGACAAUGACCGGAAUAAUGGAAAAACAACUUCUGGGAUAGCAGCAGAUUUCGACAAGUUCUGUAAAGCUACGAGGGAGCAUCUGUCUAUCGAACAAAUGCGCGGAAUACUUGAAGCAAAUGGCCAAGAUCCUUCUGGUUUGGAUGAUGCUGUUGUCCCCAUAUGCCAAGACAUUCUGUUUUAUGGUCCACUUGCUAACUGUCCAAUAUGUGGUGGCACAUUGGUAUGCAACGGUAAGGAAUAUACCUGCACGGGAGAAUAUAGUGAGUGGUCAAGUUGCACCUAUACGACUAAGAAUCCACCAAGAAGGAAUGAGCCCCUGGAGAUACCUGAAUCUGUUGAGAAGUCUCCGGUUUCUGAUUUGAUAAAAAAGAAACAUCAAGAUUCAAACAGCCGCCCCCAGAGGGAGUUGGCUUCGGCUGAUAAACCAUUUACAGGAAUGGUGAUUUCUCUGUCAGGCCGUCUAAGUCGAACGCAUCAACACUGGAGAUCAAAGAUUGAGAAGCACGGGGGGAAGGUUGCCAACCAUGUUAUUGGGGUCACUUGCCUAGUUGCAUCAUCGGCUGAGCGAGAACGUGGUGGCUCUGGCAAAUUGGCUGAGGCAAUUGAGACGGGGAUACCUGUUGUUAGAGAAGAAUGGUUAAUUGAUAGCAUUGAGAAAAAAGAAGCACAACCCUUGGAUGCUUAUGACAUUGUGAGUGAUCUGGCUGUAGGCGGUAAAGGCAUUCCUUUGGACAAGCAGGACCCAAGCGAAGAGGCAAUCGAGACUAUUGCGGCCGAGCUAAAUGUUUAUGGAAAAAGGGGUGUCCAUAAGGAUACAAAGUUGCAGGAUGAGGGUGGGAAGAUAUUCGAGAAAGAUGGUAUACUGUACAAUUGCGCUUUUACUCUUUGCAAUCAAAAACGAGGAAACAACUUCCACAUUAUGCAAUUAAUCAUUGUACCUGAAAAUCGAUUACAUAUGUAUCAAAAAAGGGGAAGAAUUGGUGACAUUGAGAGGGCAGAUGAUCAGCUAGACGAAAGGGAAAACAUUGAUAAUGCAAUUAUGGAGUUUGUUAAGAUUUUCGAGGAGGUGACUGGGAAUGAGUUUGAGCCGUGGGAAAGAGAGAGGAAAUUUGAGAAGAAGCCCGGCAAGUUCUAUCCCCUUGACAUGGCCGAUGGUGUGGAAGUUAGGCAUGGGGGAAUUGGCUUUAGGCAACUUGGAUUAGCAGUUGUGCAUAGUAAGCUUGAUCCGAUGGUGGCAAAUUUCAUGAAAAUCUUGUGCAGUCAAGAGAUUUAUAGAUAUGCUUUGACGGAGAUGGGACUAGAUUACCCAGAAUUUCCCAUCGGAAUGCUCUCAGAUGUGCAUUUGAAUAGAUGUAAGAGUUAUCUCCUGGAAUUUGUUGAAAAUUUGAAAUUUAUGGAGGAGUCCGGACCAAAGGCUGAGGCAUUUUGGACUGAUUUCAGCCAAAGAUGGUUUAUAGUUUUUCCCUCUACAAGGCCUUUUACAUUCCGUGACUUGGGUGAUCUAGCAGAGCAUGGUGCAGCUGCGUUUGAAACUGUCAGAGACAUUACAGCAGCUUCCUAUGUUAUAGGAGACAUGUCUGAUGGUAUUGUUGAUGAUCCUCUCUUUGAUCGGUAUAAGAAGCUGGGAUGUUCUAUUUCUACUCUUGACAGAGAUUCAAGUGACUACAAAAUGGUAGUAAAUUAUCUUGAGAGGACCUAUGAACCUUAUAAAGUUGGAGAAAUUAAUUACGGCGUCUCUGUUGAGAACAUCUAUGAGGUUGAACCAAGUGCAUGCCCCUCUCUUGAAGAAAUAAAGAAGUUACCAAACAAAAUGCUCCUGUGGUGUGGUUCUCGAAGUUCAAAUCUACUGAGGCACUUGCACAAAGGUUUUCUGCCUGCUGUUUGUUCACUGCCUGCUCCCGGUUAUAUGUUUGGCAGGGCCAUUGUCUGCUCUGAUGCUGCAGCAGAAGCAGCUAGAUAUGGUUUUACAGCUGUUGAUAGACCAGAUGGUUUCCUAGUACUGGCUGUAGCAUCCUUAGGGGAGCAGAUUCUUGAAACUAGUAGCCCACCUGAGGAUACAGAGUCCCUGGAAGAGAAGAAGAAGGGGGUGAAAGGUCUGGGUCGAAAGAAAACCGAUGAAUCAGAACACUUUGUGUGGAAGGAUGACAUCAAGGUGCCUUGUGGCCGCCUAAUUCCCUCGGAGCACAAAGACAGUCUUCUUGAGUACAAUGAGUAUGCUGUCUAUGAUCCACAGCAGGUAAGCAUAAGGUUCUUGGUGGGAGUUAAGUAUGAAGAACAGGAUGUGGAGUACGACGUACAGGAGUAG